Molecule: messenger RNA, 1947 nt
Organism: Leishmania major strain Friedlin
Lineage: Eukaryota; Euglenozoa; Kinetoplastea; Trypanosomatida; Trypanosomatidae
Product: regulatory subunit of protein kinase a-like protein
Exons: 1
Coding region: 1-1947 (648 amino acids)
Source: RefSeq, a predicted model, not a curated record
AUGUCCAGUUUCGACAAAUACGUGGUGCAGCUGGUGUGCCGUAUGGGUGAUAGCGUGUCGAAAGGGAUGCGGGAGGUGAUACUGCUAAACAUCAAGGACAGCAUUGACGAUUACCAACGGCUCCGUGACCCGGCUGAGGCGCAGACACGCAAGAAAGCCGCGGCUGUCAAGAAGCGGCGGGCGGCUGCGCGAAAGGCCAAGGAGGAGGAGCGGUGCCGAAGAAUGGAGCGGCAAGCGAAUCUGCCGCCAUUCCCGCCGUCGAGUUCGAAUAACGCCAUUCAACCCGCCGCGACGGACUCAAAGUCAAACAAGAAGGCGCACAAGGGAAAGUCCGCUGCCAAAAGCAAUACCGUGAACUCCUCUGCCCCCUCCUCUGCAGAGCGUGCUGGUGCCAUGACCGCAGCCACUGCAGCUGCGAAGGCGCCGGCGCGCCCGAAGAUGCCCUCGGUGCAGUUGAAAGACAUUGACUUCCUCUUUGUAAAGGAGGUGGAGGCGCAACUGCGCGAUCUGGGAAGGAGGCCGAGGGCGAUGUACUCUUUGGCGGGUUCCACGCAAGAAUGCGUUGCCUCGAAUGGCUUCGGAGCCGAGACGCCUCUUGGUGCCGCAUCUGCACCUAAACCUGCUGGGGUCAGGGAAACGGCUGCGAGGAACAAGAAGUCAGAGUCGGCCACCCCGCCAAAGCGCAUGUCGCCGCCCCCACUGGACCACACCGCGAUGAAGCAGUCGGACCGGGAAAACUUGUUGAUCUGUGGCUCAGAUGAGACUUUGCCACUGCCCCGGAGCGACACAAUCUCCUACCAGGAAACCUUCAAAACAUUUAAGUUUGGACGUCAGGACGUGGACAACGAAAGCGACUCCAUAGCCGAGAAGGACUCACAGGACGGAGAACAAAGGCAGAGGGAAGCGGAGGAGGAUGAGUUCAUCGACGACUGCGAGGAUGCUCGACGCCGAACCAUCCAAAUGCAGCGCCCGAGUCGUGGCGCCAUCUCGGACUCCUCGUUAGACAUUGACGAGGCGCGUAUUGCUAGCUUUCCGACAACGCCCAAGUCACAGGAGAAAAUGAAGACAAUCUCGCGCGUCCUUGUGCGUCACUUUUUGUUUUCUACGCUGGACGACAGUGAUAUUGCGAAGUUUGCGUCCAUCAUGGAUGUCGAGAAGUUCGAGGCGGGCACGCAAAUCUUGGAAAAAGGCCACACGAACGACACCUUCUUCAUUGUGCUUGACGGUGAGGCGGAAACGACGAUGAUGAACGAGGACGGCGCGGAGGUGGUCGUGCCUCUGGUGCGCGGCUCCACAUUUGGGGACCUGGGGCUGAUGUACGAAAUAUCGAAUGGUGCGGCCGUCGUGGCUCGCUCCUCGGUGCAGUGUGCCUCGCUGGAGCGCCGCACCUACAAGAUGAUCACUUCGCGCGCGAUGGAGGACAAGCGGCGCAGAUAUGUUGAUUUCCUGUCGUCGCUGCCGGUGUUUGCCGGGGUGUCUUCGCGCCAGCUACAGGACGUCGCAGAGCGCCUCAAGGAGGACAGCUACGUGGAGGGUCAGAGGGUGAUCGCGGCCGGAGUGCCGAAUCACUGGUUGCACAUCAUCACGGAGGGAAGCGUAUGCGUAAUGGCGCCGGACGCAGAGAGUGGGGAUAUGAAAGAAGUGGCACUGCUCCACGCCGGCGACUUUGCUGGUCAAAUCGAGUUCCUUUACCAUCACGUCGCCGUUGCUGAUGUCGUGGCUGUGAGCGCGGUGGUAAAGACCGCGAAGCUCAGUCGCCGCUCCUUCGAAUUCUUCCCGGAGGAGGCCCGCGAGCGGCUGAUCAGGGCCGUCGAGGAGGAGGAGACGUACGCGACGUAUCAGAAGCGCAUGCACAGUGGCACACGUCCGCCUCUGGACACAACGCCGCCGUUCGAUGCCCCGCCGUCUCACUUGUGGCACACUCUGCAACAGCACGAGAGUGCGUGA